AUGGAAUUGAUAGGUAUCAAAGAAGAUGGAGAGUGUAGUGUGUCAAUUGAUUUGCCUGAAAAUGAACACUACCGCUCUCAGAGACAACCAAUACUUUCACCUGAACUUGAACAAGCAAAGAAUACCUCAAUUGCCGUAGAAACCCGAGCACCACUUAACCAAGUAGGCCAAUUAUAUUUUCCUUCAAUAUAUUAAUAAUAAUACUUUUCAAUUCCUUGUUAUUUUCAGUUGAGCAGAAUUUGGCACAUUUGAAAUGUACUCAUCGAUGCUGCUCCUGUAUCCUUAGUUUCAUGAAGUAAGGUUGUUACCAUACGUCGGUGACUGCGGACAUUUGCUGUUAUUUUUUCUUUUUUUUUGUUCUAUCUACUUUUUAGGUAAAAUUGGGUGACUUCUGUACUUGAGCCUAUUGCCACCCCCCCUCCAACCAGAGCUAAUCCCAGUUUCCAUGUAAUAUGAAGCGACCAGGACUAUUACUACUCCACCCUUUGACUGGAAUGCUCGUCCAUCACAAGGUUAUCCCUGAGCAUUUCGUCGGGUUUUCCUUACAAUUCACCAGUACCCAUUUAUAUUCCAGGGUGGACAGAGGAACUGUAAGAGUGGAUUGUUUUUCCCAAGAACACAAUGCAUUAACUCCGCCAGGUCUCGAACCAGGACCUCUCGACCCGGCAUCCUGUGCACUCACCACUUUCUCUCAUUUUCCUACCUUGAACUGUGAAGAUAAUCCGCAACCUCAACCAUUGCUUCGUGUAAAUGCAAAUACACUUAGGGCAUUUGAAAACACGUAAUAUUUUAAUUAUAUAUUUCCGUCUUUUUAUAGACCAGACCUGUCAUAAAAUCAAACAGAAAGAAACGAAGAACUUCAAGUGAAUGGAUGAAAAAAUAUUUCUUGGAAGGUCAGUAUGUCCUAACUGUAUUCAAAGUACUUUAAACAAAAAACCUCUGCAUAAAUAUCACUGAUUAAUAAACCAAUGAUGAAUAUAAAUCACCUCAUUGUAAUAUUUGUUACCUUUCAGGUCAAGCUUUGACUUCUACCCAGGCCCAGGCCCUUGAAACAUUCGAUCCGAGCGCGCCAUGGUACCAGAGGCUCAUUGUAAAACACCGCCGGCUGGUGGGUGUGGCAAUUCCAUUUAUCUUCUUUCAAGUCAUUUGGUGGAGUUGUGCCAUCAAGUACAACUUCUGGAGUCUGUUUCCUGACAGAUAUUUCAUGUCAAUAACGAUGGUUUUCGGUUCCAUGAUUGCAGGUACAGACUGAUCUUCUAAGGUCAUUGAUUUCGUUUUCUCUCGUGAACAGAACAUUUUUCAAUGCACUUGAAUCUGCAGCGUAUAUGACGUUUAUUCUGGCUUUAAUUAACCUGCGCUUAAAAACAGUCGAAGAAUCAAUGUAAGCUAAGCCGUAGCCCACUUUUUCGUUGGUCUGUGAAAACUUUCUCGAGAGAUAUUUGACAUCCCAUCUCUAGUCCUCAUAGGAUAACUUCUAUGCAACAACUAUUUAACAAAAUCCUUUAGAUAACCUUUUUAGAGAUUAACGAAGGCUAUACAGGUCUACAAGUAGCGCAUAGAGUCGCAAUCCGUUAAACAUAACAUUUUUUUUAUGCAAAAAAAAAAAUGUAGAAAAGCUCCUUCUCUCCGUUCACAGGAAUGACAAGUGAGGGCGGAGGCUCAGUCGCUUUUCCCGUUAUGACCCUCGCUUUUGGUAUAGCACCAGCAGUAGCACGUGAUUUCUCACUGAUGAUCCAGUCCUGCGGUAUGAUAGCUGCGGCUUUUACUAUCUUCUGGAUGCGCGUGCAGCUAGAAUGGCACUCCUUAACACUUUGCUCCCUUGGAGGAAUUUUUGGCAUGAUUAUUGGCUUGGAGUUCAUCGACCCUAACCUCACCCCUCCCCAGAAGAAAAUUGGAUUUGUAUGUGUGUGGUUUGCAUUCGCUUUUGCUCUGUUUCUGUUAAAUCGCUUUCAUAAGCGGAAAACAUACAGGACUAUCCCAGAAUUUAAAUUAUGGAAGCUCAUUGUACUUCUAUUGACUGGAUUCAUCGGUGGAGGCUUCUCAGCAAUCGCCGGGAGUGGCGUGGACGUCUGUAGCUUCAGUGUUCUAACGCUCCUCUUCCGAGUAAGCGAGAAGACUGCUACACCAACGUCCGUCAUCUUGAUGGCAGGAAACACUGUGGUGGGCUUCUACUGGCGUCAGGUCAUCCAACAAGCUGUGAGUGCUGAGGCGUAUUAUUACCUGGCAGUUUGUGUGCCAAUUGUUGUGUUGGGUGCUCCAGUGGGAUCAGUGAUUGGGAGCCAUUUUCAUCGUCAGAUUCUAGCAAGCUUGAAUUAUAUUUUAGACACUGUUGCUCUUAUUACUGCGUAUGCGAUUGUGCCUCUCACUAAAGCUUUGAUUGUGGCCUCUGUGGGUAUCGUAGCUCUUGGGUUUCUCUUCUUUGGGUUGAUAGCUUAUGCUGGACAAAAAAUAAUGGAAGGAGUUGAAAACAGGAAAGAACAACUUUUAUAA
Messenger RNA from Pocillopora meandrina, 2490 nucleotides. Lineage: Eukaryota; Metazoa; Cnidaria; Anthozoa; Scleractinia; Pocilloporidae. The record is from the annotation of a GenBank genome assembly.